AGCUGUUUGCAUUGAUGGUUCCAUCAAACAAAAAUAAAAAUAUUUUAGUACAUUUUCUUUUGCAAUAGUUCUUGCUAUUUCGGAAAAAACUCUGUUCUUGUAAAUCGUUGCCAUGUCUCUGGGUCCAUUUUUGCGUACGCCAUUUACCGAUUUAACUGGUUGUUUGAUCAAUCACCAAAGCUACGAAAAAUGCGGCAAAAUGGAAAUGGAAAUGAUGGAAUGCCUUGAAGCUUAUGGAGUUGAAAAAGGUCAGAAGAUGUGUGCUGAUAUUAUAGCGGAUUUCAGUGAAUGUGUUGGUGUGCGCAAACAACUAUUGAGGUUCCAUGCAAUGCGUGGUGAACGCCUAAAGCAGUACUAUUUUGGAGAUCGCAAAAAGGACGAACUAUUUGCUGAGCCUCCCAGAGCUGACGCUUAUUAAUAUAAUAUUUUUUUUAAGGUAGCCUCGUGGUAAAUAAAAACCCUAUUUCAAGAAUUAACAAAACGCAAGUCACAACUUUAUAAACAAAAUCUCUACUGAGAAGGAAUACAUUUUAGAUUUUCAGUAUCUGUUCGAAAAUGCAUCAAGAUUUGCAGUAUGUGAACAACUAGCAACGCUGCCUAUUUCACAUGAUGCAGGUGCAGUAAGUAAAAUGGAAAUGUUAUUCAAUAGUUGACGGUCAAAAAGUGAUAAUUUGUUUGGAUAUACGAGUAAGAAAGUUGAAACCAUAUAAAGAGAGAACGCUUUGUGUUUAAAAAUAAAAAGAAAAAAUUCUUGAAAAUAAAUAAUUGUUUGGAGCAAUGCAAUUAUAUUCCAA
Molecule: messenger RNA, 794 nt
Organism: Anastrepha ludens (Mexican fruit fly)
Lineage: Eukaryota; Metazoa; Arthropoda; Insecta; Diptera; Tephritidae
Gene: ND-15
Product: NADH dehydrogenase [ubiquinone] iron-sulfur protein 5
Exons: 3
Coding region: 113-418 (101 amino acids)
Source: RefSeq, a predicted model, not a curated record